GGCAUCUGCAGGAAACGCUGUUAUUCUUUUUUUUUCAACAUCUUUUCUUUCUCUUUUUGUUUCAUUCCCAUUCCCCUGGCGAAAAUGUCCUGGAGCACUUUUGAGGAGUUAGGCAACGAGAUACUCGCCCAAUGUAAAAUUCUUGAUAAAUUCGUCAAGGGUCAGAACUUAGAAAAGUCUGAACUAUCAUUUUCAAACUAUGAUUCCUGGCAAGCUGUCAUAGAUUGUCUAAAUGUAAAUGGGUCAGAAGUUGAGAAAAAUGCCCGCACAGAUCUGCUUAACAAAACCGCAGACCUCCGCGACCUUGUUCUGGGACCGGCAGGUACGGUAGUCUGGCCAGCUCUCACUUAUCCCUAUCAACUUUCAACACUGAAAAUCCUCAAUGACUUCUCAAUACCGCAAAUCAUCCCUCGUGGCAAAGGCAAAUCCAAAACUUUCUCCGAGAUCACUAAAGCACUCUCUGAGAAAAUUAGUAAAGACCUCGAUAGAAGAUUCACCAUGUCUGAAGAUUUUGUCACAAGGGUAAUCCGACAUGCGUCUACGUUUCACAUACUCGCUAUUGAUGAAGGUGCAAAAACCGUCUCACAUACUGCACCUUCACAAGCUUUCUUCAAAAAUCCGAUUCCGUCAAUUCCUCCAAUAGGGGAUGCUUAUAGCGUCCAGAGCACUCUAACGAUUUGUUUGGAUCUGAGAUUCCUCAACACAGCCUUUCGAAUUGGCGAUGCAUUGCUUCGAUAUGGAGAUAUUGUUGAGCCUUACGAGACCGCCUUCAACCUUGCCUUUGACACACCGUAUGACUACUUAAGAUACAUGGCAGACGCUGAUAAUUUGGAACUUUGUGAGGCUAUGCUAGACCACCUGACGUUUGUCAUGUCGAGUCGCAAUAUGGCUACAAGAGAUCACGACCAAAAUACACUAGCCAAGAAUGUAACCAGCAAAAUACCUAGCCAGGAUUCUGAGCGGCAAAACUUCAAAAUUGUUGAUAUGGGAGGCGGCUGGGGCGAUGUAUGUAUCAGCAUUGCCGAGGCCCUCCAAGACACAGACAAAGACAAGCCACUUCCGAAAUUCGUAGUGAAAGACCUUAGAAGAAUGAUCAACAAUGGACAGAACCAGCUUAACACAUCGGAUCUUCACGAAAGCAUCAAGAGCAGCAUCACCUUUGAACAGUACGAUUUUAUCCGGGACAGGAAUAGGGAAGACAAUGCCGACAUAUACAUGUUUCGCUUUGUUAUGCACGAUUGGUCGGACAGCCGUGUGGUUACAAUUCUAAACAACAUUGUGCCCUACAUGAAGUCAACUGCGCACAUCCUCAUUAUGGACUACAUCAUUCCCAAACCAGAUAUGUUCCCACUGGUGGUUGAGAGGUUAAAAAGGACAAUGGACAUGGCUGCUAUGUCUAUCUUGGCAGGCAAAGAGAGAACGGAGGAUGACUGGGGUCAGCUAAUUAUAAGGUUUAAUAAGGAGAACCCCAAUACGAAGCUGGGCUUUAGGUUUUGUCCCAACAGUGAGUUUUGUACAGACCAUGAGCUUUGUACAAACAACGAGUCUUGUAAAGCCAUAAAGCCUUGUACACACGAUGGGCUUUGUAAUAGGAAGCGUGCCUUCGGGGUUGUCGAGUUGAAGCUUGCAUCUUCGUAAGAUGCUUCUUGGCUUUGGAUUCUAUCUUGGAAAUUUAACAGUCAAGAUUGUAUGUAAAUAGCCCCCGCGGGAUGGGAUGUCAAGGGAUAUUUGAAUACGGGAAGCUGAACCAGAGGAGGCAUAACCCAAAAGGAAUUGACAGACAAACAUGUGGGACUUUUAUUUUUGUAAUACUCGAGAUCUAUGUUAUACAUUCAAAUAAAACAUUCUGAGUUAGAUACAGACCCAAAUAUUACAGAGAAG
Molecule: messenger RNA, 1881 nt
Organism: Trichoderma harzianum CBS 226.95
Lineage: Eukaryota; Fungi; Ascomycota; Sordariomycetes; Hypocreales; Hypocreaceae
Exons: 4
Coding region: 85-1638 (517 amino acids)
Molecular function (GO): O-methyltransferase activity
Source: RefSeq, a predicted model, not a curated record